Messenger RNA from Lagopus muta (rock ptarmigan), 33892 nucleotides. RefSeq lists its product as uncharacterized. The transcript has 2 exons. The record is from RefSeq and is a predicted model, not a curated record. NCBI's taxonomy places the organism in Eukaryota, Metazoa, Chordata, Aves, Galliformes, Phasianidae. Bases 113 to 1564 code for a protein of 483 amino acids.
GUCUGCGUGGCGCUGCCGCUCGGUGAGCGCGGGUUCGUCGCGGGGUUUCAGUCGGGGCUCCUCGGGAGAUCACUCCGCUCCUACCGGCACAGCGCCGAGCCGCCGCGGCGCGAUGUCGUGGCUGACGCGGGCGGGGAAGUCCAAGGAGAAAGAGGAGCCGGAGUGUUCCGUGGGGCGGGAGGAGAGGGGGCUGCUGGUGCAGGUCAUGCUGGAGCACGGCGGGGAUCCCUGGGAUUAUAAGGCUGUCGGCCAGGAUCCCACCCUGAAAGCCGCCGAGAGGCACUGGGUGAACUACGUCUCCACGUAUCACCCCAAGGGAGACAAGAAGUGCUCGGCCCUGCAGUGGCUGCUCUUCGACCUGGCCAGCGUCCUCCAGGCUGCGGUGGAGGAGAAGGAGCAGUGCGCGAAGAACCUGCAGAACAGCUUGCAGGUAGCGCACAACGAGAUCCUGGCGCUGCGCUGUGACAACGCGCUGCUGGGCGAGCAGCUGCGGAGGGCCAGGGAGGAGCUCAGGGCUGAGAGCGCAGAGAACGCCCGGCUGAGAAGGAAGGUGCAGUGCCUGAGCAGGCUGCUGGGGAAGGGGCUGGAUCAGAGGAAAGUGGCGGCUCUGAGCGAGGGAGACGGGGAGCCGGGGCUGCGGGACGGGGAUGUCUGGGACGUGGAGAUCCAAGAGAACUCCGCUGUGCAAGGUGGGGGGGCUGUGGGUGCCAGGAAAACGAAACUGGCAGAGCGAGAGGGAAGCGCAGGAACGGGGGAUAGGGAUGUGUCAAAAAAAGAGAAAGUCUGGAAGAAAAACAAGGAGGGCUGGCCCAUGUGGGUAAACCGCAUUUGGACCUUAGAACAGCGCACUCCCUUCACGCACGAGGCGGCAAAGCGGGUGGUCACGGCCAUAGGGCUGCCGUGGCCGAAGGUGGGGGCCAUCAUCAGAGCCUUGCCGCCCGAUGAGGCCUUGGGAGGAGAAAUCUUAAGGCUGGUGAUUAGAAAUCUAGGGGAAUAUGAGCCCCUCAAGGAUAACAUGGAAGGGGCGCCCUGGAGAGAUAUCCAGGAGGCGGCGGCGUACGUGUGUGGGAAUGUGGUGCUGCGGGCUCUAAAGCAGCAGGAGAAACCCGUGAGCUCCGAUUUUGACAUUCUGGGCAUGAAUGUGGAGCAGGGGGAUGUCGGGGUGCUGGCCUGCCGUGCUCCCGAGGCACACAGGGGGUUCUUCAUCAGCCUGGGUUCCACGCUGAUUGGCCGUCCCCUCCAAGAGUGCAUGGCCACCCUGGAGAACCUGGGCACCCUGGUGGGGGCGGAGGGGAAAGAGAAGGCGAAGAAGGAAGCAGCGAGGGUGAGGACAUACAUCCCUAGGGGGAUAAUUUGGAGAUACUUGAUAAAUCAGGGAGUAAAUGAAGGAGAGCUAGAUAGUCAGCCCACAGGAGUUCUGCUCGCCAAAAUGAAGAAAAUCCUUCAGGAAAAAGGGAUGAAACAAGAGGAGAUUUGGGAAAAACUAAAGCAGAUGAAGCCAUUGCCUCCUCUUCCUACCCCAAAGAGAAAACAAUAUCCGUUACAGAAGGACCUUAAAGAUUAGGGAUCCCAGCCCUAGUGUCAAUGGGAUUAACCUCUACCACGCUUACUUGAUAUCUGGAAGAAGGAACUGCCUGGAAACGCAGUGUCUGCUGAAUGGCAGUGAGAAGUUACACAUUCAUUCUCAGUUGAUAUGGGAUUAGAAGCAACAUUAUUAGAUUAUGAGGGGGUCUGGGAUAAAUCAGUAUUGGGAGUAUUAGGGGGAAAAGAAGUAGAAGCACACAUGUGCAUGGGGGAAGAUGAAGUGAAUGGGCAGAUAAUGCUGGUGAAGGGGUAAGGAGGGCAGAUAUUUUAGGAAGGCAUUUCCUGUCCCAGUUCAGGGUAGAUCUGUCCAUAAGAAAGCUACAUUUGUUGUUGCUUCAAAAAAUGAAAAUAUGAGGGGAGUCUCCAAGUCAGUGAAAUGCUGGUGUAAAAGUGAAGUGAAAGCAAGAAGUGUCCCAGUUUCAGCAAGGCAGAGCUGACUUUCUUCAGGGUGUGUGGUGUGGUGCUGUGUUUUGGCUUCAGGAGAAAUACAGUGUUGAUAGCGCACUGAUGUUUUUGCUGUUGCUGUGUGGUGCUGCACAGAGCCAAGGACACUUCAUCUUAUGGUCCUGUCCUGCUAGCAAGGGGGCUGGGAGUCACAGAAGCGAGGAGGAGACAGAACCAGAGCAGCUGACCUACACUGGCCAAAGGGAGAACUCAUACCAUAUGGCAUCAUGUUGGACAACAGAGCUGGGGAGAGCUGCUCAGGGCAGCAGCUGCUGCUAAGGGAUGGGUUGGGCAUUAGUCAGCGAAUGUCCUUCAGCUGUUAGCUGCAUCAGGUUGAGACUGAAGGUAAUUGACGAAGUAAGAGGACUGACCUGGAACGAAGCAAUCCUGGUUUUGUGUGAGCGAAGAACAUACGAGGUACCAGUGAUAGCUGCUGAGAGCUAUGCCUGAAUAUGGCCAUGGCCAGAAAACUCUCUGGCCCAACUUAAAGGUUGGGAUAAAAGCUAUUUGUUAUUAAGGAAGAAAAGGAAGAAAAAAUAAUAAUAAAAAUACAAUAGACAAAUACAUUUAUCAUUGCUGUAUACAGCUACAAUGCAAUUGCUUGGCUAGUCAUCAGGAGCUGAUCCCAAGCCAGUUCCUGAGCAGUGGCUGCCUCCCCUGGUGAGCUUCCCACGGUUUUAUACUUUUUUAUGUGAUAUGUGGGGGGAAAGCAUCUGGGCACUGGGGGACUGCUGAAACUGCUGAUCCUCCCAUGGUACUGCUCACCAAUGAGAUGCCCAUGUCUUGUUUUGCAGGUUCUGUGGGUAAAGAUAGAAACCAAAGUACAGUGUGGGUCAUUUGCUCUGCUCUGUUGUGAAUGCUCUGCCUUGCCUCUUGAUCUAGAUGUUGCUUUUUUCUGACACCUAACUCCAAGUAAGCAGACAAAAGACACUGAAUUGAAUUACUUUCCAUUAUUUUUGGUCUGAUUUUUGGGUGGUGCUGUGUGGAGCCAAGAGUUGGACCGGAUAAUCCUUAUGGGUCCCUUCCAACUUGGGAUAUUCUAUGAUCACAUACUAUUGAAUAUCCUGUUAGUUAAUUUAAGAAGCUUUAAGACUGGAAAAGACCACUAAGCUCAUCUAGUCCAACCAUCAACCCAUCACCACCAUGCCCACUAAACCAUGUCCCUCAGUGAUGUACUGUGUAGAAAGGCCAUAGCAGAUAUAGCUGCUUUAAGCCAGUCUGACUUCGAAAAAUUUUGCCAACAUGUCCAGGUCUGUCAAUCUUUUGUAGAUUGAAUCAUAGAAUUGUAGAAUCGCAAGGUUGGAAACGACCUGCAAGAUCAUCCAGUCCAACCACCCUCCCAUUCCUAUCAGUGCCACAAGCUACUAAACCAUAUCUCGUAGCUUCUCAUCCAGGCACCUCUUGCACACUGCCAGGGACGGCGACUCCACCACUCCCUGGGCAGCCAUUCCAGUGCCUGACCACCCUCUGAGAGAAAAAGUUUCCUAAUGUCCAACCUAAACCUCCUCUGGUACAACUUCUGGCCGUUUCCUCGGGUCCUACUAUUUGCCUGGGAGAAGAGGUCAGACCCUUUUUCAUCACAACCUCCCUUCAGGAGGUUGUAGAGUGCAAUGAGGUCUCCCCUGAGCCUCCUCUUCUCCAGACUGAACAAUCCCAGCUCCCUCAGCUGCUCCUCAUAAGACUUGUGCUCCAGACCCCUCACCAUUUCGUUGCCCUUCUCUGGACACGUUCCAGGGCCUCAAUGUCUUUCUUGUAGUGAGGGGCCCAAAACUGAACACAGUACUCGAGGUGUGGCCUCACCAGUGCUGAGUAGAGGGGGACGAUUACUUCCCUGCUCCUGCUGGCCACACUAUUUCUAAUGCAGGCCAGGAUGCUGUUGGCCACUGUGGGCUCAUGUUCAGCCGAGCAUCAACCAACACCCCCAGGUCCCUUUCCUCUUCACACUCAUCCAGCCACUCAUCCCUAAGCCUGUAGCGCUGCACGGGGUUAUUGUGGCCAAAGUGCGGUGUUGUAACCUUCACUCGUUCGUUUUCCCUGGGAGACCGCAGCUUGGCCAAUUACUGAGGUGACACCAAUAUGGUGAACAGCAAAAUGGCGCUUUAAUGGAACAAACGUGUGCUUAUAUAUGGAAAGGGGGAGGGUCUAAUGCAUUACAACCCAAAGAUGGCGCAAGCGCCUAAUACAUCUCCCCCUCCCCAUGCCAAGAGGAGCCUUGCCCCGUUACAAUACGCAAUGUGCUAAACCCAAACAACGUAUAUUUUAGAAUUUAUCCUGCAUUCUAUGAUAUUCCAAUUGCGUGUAGAUCAUUUUCUCAGUCAUUCGUUGUAUACAACCUUGCAAACAUCGAAAGAUACAUGGCAAGCACAGCAUUAGUCCCAAAAAUAUAAGAAGCCCUAUUACUAAUGCUUUAAGUAACUGCUUAAGCCAUGGCCCAAUCCCACCAAACAAAUUCUCCAACCAAUUUCCAAAGGGAUCUUCCUGUAUUCCAAUCUUUUCCAUAUGUUCCUUUAACAGUUGUAACUUCUUAUGCAUGGGGUUGUUGUGGCCAAAGUGCAGAACCCGACACUUGGCCUUGUUAAACCUCAUCCCAUUCAUCUCAGCCCAGCGAUCCAGCUUAUCUAGAUCCCUCUGCAGGGCCUCCCUGCCCUCAAGCAGAUUGGCACCACCUCCCAACUUGGUGUCAUCUGCAAACUUACUCAGGGUACACUCAAUCUCUUCAUCUAAGUCGUCAAUGAAGAUAUUAAACAGGAUGGGCACAAGCACCGACCCCUGGGGGACACCACUUGUAACAAGUCUCCAGCUAGACUUCACUCCAUUGACCACCACCCAUUGAUCACGGCCCUCCAGCCAGCUCCUUGUCCAACAGAGGGUAAAACUGUCCAAGCCACGAGCAGCCAGUUUCCGCAGAAGGAUACUGUGAGAGACCAUGUCAAAGGCUUUGCUGAAGUCUAGGUAGACUACAUCAACUGCCUUUCCCUCAUCUACCAGUCUGGUCACCCAGUCGUAGAAGGAGAUGAGGUUGGUCAAACACGACCUGCCUUUCAUGAACCCAUGCUGGCUGGGCCUGAUCCCGUGGGCGUUGCGCACGAGCCGUGUGAUAUCUCUCAGGAGGAUUUGUUCCAUGGCCUUCCCUGGCACUGAUGUCAGGCUGACAGGCCUGUAGUUCCCUGGAUCCUCCUUACGGCCCUUCUUGUAGAUGGGAGUCACAUCAGCAAGCCUCCAAUCCUCUGGAACCUCUCCAGUCAACCAGGAGCGCUGGUAGAUAGCCGAGAGCAGCUUAGCAAUCACCCCCGCCAACUCCCUCAGCAGCCUAGGAUGAAGCCCAUCCAGUCCCUUGGACUUGUGACUGUCCAGAUGGAGGAGGAGCUCCCUAACGGCCUCCACCUCAAUCUCCGGGGGGACAUUCUGCGUGUCAGCCCAGAUACCCAGAUCAGGGCACAAAGUGCCCUGAAAAUAACUGGUCUGACUAUUAAAGGCAGAUGUGAAGAAGGCGUUGAGGAUGGUCUUCUGUGUCACAUUCCCCACUGCAUCAAUUAAAGGAUAGAGAUUAUCCUUGGUUCUUCUCUUGCCAUUGAUAUAUUUGUAAAAGGAUUUCUUACUCUCCUUUACUGCAGUGGCCAAUCUAAGUUCAAGAUGGGCUUUUGCCUUCCGGACUUCCUCUCUGCAUACGUUAGCUACUCCCUUGUAAUCUCCCCUAGUAGCCUGUCCCUUCUUCCACAGGACAUAGACUCUCUUUUUCUUCCUGAGUCCUGACAGUAAUUCCCGGCUCAUCCACACCGGUCUUCUCCCCCUAUGGCUCGCCCUACGGUAUUCAGGGACAGCCUGUUUUUGCGCCUUUAAGAUUUCCACCUUGAGGAGCGUCCAGGCUUCCUGGACCCCUUUACCCUUAAGGAGCGACUCCCAAGGGACCCGUGCUACAAGCGUCCUGAGCAGGUCAAAGUCCACCCUCUUGAAGUUCAAGAUAGUAGUCUUGGUAGUCACCCUUCUGACAUCUCCAAUAGAGAACUCUACAAUUUCAUGGUCACUCUGCCCUAGGCAGUCUCCAACCUUCACAUCACCUACCAGUCCUUCUCUGUUAGCAAAGAGCAGGUCAAGCAGGGCACCACCCCUGGUAGGCUCUCGUACCAGCUAUGUAAGGAAGCUAUCUUCCACUGUCAACGGUUUACGGGCUGGUUCGGCCCCGUUCUGUGACCAGCGGGGCAGAGGGAUCUGCAGAUCCGUGCCUCCGGAAAAGGGAAACAGGGGACCCCAAAAUAAUUGAAAACAACAGCAAUAAUCUGAGGUGGAACAAACUGAUUUACUAAAUAUAGUAUUAGCAAAGUACAAUGAGAGAGAGUCUGUCUGAAUGGUAGAUAGGCUUCACCACAAUGCUGAGGUGAGAAUUGCAGUCCAGUUGAGUGAAUGAAGAAAAGUAGACGGCAAAGCACAGACAGCAAAGUGCAGGCGAAGAAGAAGGAAUCAGGUGACCCUGCACAGAGUUCCAUCUCCUCACUGACCGCAAAGCCUCCUGGGGAAAUGUAGUUCUUCUCCUUCGGACAGGCACCUGUAACUUCAGCAUCAGCAGUCAAACCCCCAGUGCAUUACAUGAUGUUAUGGUGUGGAAUACUGAUAACCAAAAAUCAUAAAACCAUGACAUCCACACACUCUAGAAACCUCUUGGACUGCUUCCUUUGAGCCAUAUUAUAUUUCCAACAUAUAUCAGGGAAGUUGAAAUCCCCCACAAGAACGAGUGCUGGCGGUCGCAUGACUUCUGCAAGCUACUCGUAGAACACCUCGUCCAUCUCCUCAUCCUGAUUCAGUGGUCUGUAACAGACCCCAACUAAGAUGUCUCCCCUACAGGCCUUCCCCCGAUCCUCACCCAUAGACACUCCACUUUAUCAUUUGCAAUCUCAAGCUCUUCAACAUCAAAACAGUCCUUAAUAUAAAGGGCCACACCACCACCCUUCCUUGCUUGUCUAUCCCUUCUGAAGAGCUUAUAGCCAUCCAUCACAACACUCCAGUCAUGGGAGCAGUCCCACCAUGUUUCAGUAAAAGCAGCUAGAUCAUAGCCUGGCGCACAAUCGCUUCUAGCCCCUCCUGCUUGUUGCUCAUGCUGCAUGCAUUGGUAUAGAUGCACUUGAGCCGAGUCAUUUGCCUCACUCCCAGCUCUAAAAUCGUUUCCCUAGGCUCUUCUCUUGUGAGGCCUGUGCUGUCCCCUUCUCCCGUCAUCACAGAAUCACAGAAUUGUAGGGGUUGGAAGGGACCUCCAGAGAUCAUCGAGUCCAACCCCCCUGCCAAAGCAGGUUCCCUACAGCAGGUCGCACAGGUAGGCAUCCAGGCAGGUCUUGAACAUCUCCAGAGAAGGAGACUCCCCCACCUCCCUGGGCAGCCUGUUCCAGUGCUCCGUCACCUCACUGUAAAGAAGUUCUUGCGCACAUUUGUGCGGAACUUCCUAUGCUGCAGUUUCUGGCCGUUUCCCCUUGUCCUGUCUCCACUCACCACUGAAAAGAGUCCGGCCUCGCCAUUCUGUCCCCCACACCUUAGAUAUUUAUAGACCUGGAUCAGGUCCCCUCUCAGUCUUCGUUUCUCAAGGCUGAACAGACCCAGUUCACUCAGCCUUUCCUCAUAGGAGAGAUGCUCCAGGCCCUUCACCGUCUUUGUGGCCUUCGUGGUCAUAAUUAGUUUAAAGCUCUAUUGAUGAACCCCGCUAGCUCCUGAGCUAAGAUUCAUUGCCCCCUUUGAGAUAGGUGGGUUCCAUGGUUGGACAGCAAGCGAGGGGCCGAGUAAACUACCCCAUGGUUGAAGAACCCAAAGUUUCUGGCUCAGCACCAGCCUCUGAGCCAGUUAUUCAUUGCUUGCACCUUCCAUGCAAGCUCUGAGUCCCACACUGCCCCUUGUUGGAAAUAAUCCAAGUAACUUUGUCAGGACGGUAUCUCUGAUAAAAGCAGAAUUUAUUCGCGAUUGCAAUGGCGGGCGUCCCACAAGUAGGAGCGCACCUAUGGACACAACAUGACAGCCUUUAUACCCUGUUUUCUCCCCCUUGCCUCCCCCCUCCCCUGUUUCCCCAAUGGUUGGGUACUCCAGGUUCACAAUCUUAUCAGAAGGUUUACAUUUGCUAUUUACUUGUUAAUUUAUUUGUUAUCUGGUGCCAGUCAGUAGUCAUCCUGUUGUUUCCAAGAUGUCUCGGUGCUCUCCUUGUCCUAUUGAUAUGGUGAUUUUCUUUAAAGUCAUCAUCGUUAAACAAAGAGCACUGGGGGAUGAUGUCAGGCCUUCCCAAUGUCUCUUCAGGCGCUUCCUCGGGUGUGCCAUGGCUUGUUCUCUGGUUUGCUCUCGUGCAGGAUAUUCUUGCAGUGUGUAUGACAAAAUAUACAUAUAUACACCUAUAUACAGAGUGUGUUCCUGGCAACUAUGAUAGCAGAGAUCAUAAAAUAAAAAUAUUAUACAAUUCUAAUGCAGAAACAACACUUGAUUCCCACACCCUGAUAGUACAGAGCAAAAGACUACUUGUGCUCCUGCACCUUGAACUAAGCGCCCUAAACCCUUGAAAUCUCUUUUCAUUGCCCGUAGGUUUGUCUGAGCAAUUUCUUCACUGCCCACCUGAACUAUGAGCAACGGAAAGUAAUCAGUGGGCCUCACCAGCUUUGGUAUUUUCCUGCUCAUGUCCCUGACCCGGGCCCCAGGAAGGCAGCACACUUCUCAGCGGCUCGGGUCUGGUCUGCAUAUGGCGCCCUCCGUUCCCCUGAGAAGGGAGUCACCCACCACGACCACCCUUCUUUCUUUCCUGAUAGAGGCAGUCUGGAGGCAUGGGGGUGGCCGCCUCGCCUUAGACUCCCUCCUUGCCUUAGGCUCCCUCCUGGGCAGAUCCUCCAUCACCUCAUGGCUCACCUCACCUUCCAUUUCCAGCAUGUGAAACCUGUUGCUAAGGGGGAUCUGGGGAAGCGGGGUAGGCAGGCGGGGGGGGUUCCCAUGACGUCGAGUAGGGAUUCUUGUCCAACCCUCCUCAUCAGUCAGGUCUGUCCUACUCUGGUGGGGCUGGGGGUCCACCACUUUUGUGAGGGUGUCUCCCUGGCACCCUUUCCUCUGACUUGCCAGCCAGUGACUCCACCAGUCUAUCUCCCACUCACAUUCCCUGAUGGUCCUAAGUUUCUGUACCUCUUCCUUGAGCUCAACCACCAGCUGGAGUAACUCAUCCACCUGCUCACACCUCACGCAGGUGUAAUCCCUGCCACCUUCCCCAGGUAGCAGCAGGCUCGAGCAGUCCCUGCAGCCAGAGACUUGAACAGCCACAUUUCUGAGCAGCCCCUCCGUCUGGGUUGCCACAAUCUUCUUUGAAUAAACUCAUUGUCUGGUGGAAACCAUGUUAGCAUCCCUGUUCUCAAUAGGCUGAAACAAUGGUUCACACCUGCUCUGCUGUGUGCUCCCUGACGCUAUUUAUGGACUAUUAGAAGGUGUGAACUGCUUAUUAGCAGGUGCAAACACGUUAAGAGCGGGGGUUUAAACUGAGUGGCAAACGAGCUGGCACCACCUCCGCCAAGUCAAGAUCCUGCCCACAAGCUGCCCACAAGCACGACACCGCUGCUAGCUUCAAACUAGCCCUAAAACGAGCUUUUUGGUCAGUCUCUUUUACUUCAGAUCCCUUGCCCAGCGCAGUCUUAUCUGUUCUGAUGCAUGUCACCGCAGCAAAUGUGGUGCUUUCAGGUGCUGGAAGAGAGUAAUAAGGUCUCCCCUCGGCCGCUUCUUCCCCAGACUAAACGGCCCCAGCUCCCUCAGCAUCUCCUCAUAGGGCUGAUUUUCCAAGCCCUUCACCAGCCUCGUUGCCAUUCUCUGGACCUCCAGUACCUCCAUGUCCUUUCUGUACUGAGGUGCCCAAAACUGAACACAGUACUCGACAUGAGGCCUCACCAAUGCCGAGUACAGGGGCAGGAUGACUUCCCUAGUCCUGCUCACCACACCAUUCCUGAUACAAGCCAGGAUGCCAUUGGUCUUCUUGGUCAGCAGGGCACACUGCUGGCUCAUGUUCAGCCGGCUGUCCAUUGGAACAUCAAGGUCCCUUUCCAUCAGGCAGCUUUCCAGCCACACCUCCCCAAGCCUGUAAGGUUGUCUGGGGUUGUUGUGACCAAAAUGCAGGACCGAACACUUGGCCCUAUUGAAACUCAUGCCGUUAACCUCGGCCCAUUGAUCCAGUCUGUCCAGGUCCCUCUGCAGUGCCCUUCUCCCUUCUGGCAGAUCAACACUCCCUCCCAGCUUGGUGUUGUCUGCAAACUUAGUGAGGGUGCACUCAAUCCCCUCAUCAAGAUUGUCAAUGAAGAUGUUAAACAGAAGUGGCCCCAGUACUGAGCCUUGGGGGUCACCACUUGUGACCGGCCGCCAACUAGAUCCAACUCCAUUGACCAUGAAUCUUUAGGCCCGGCCAUCCAGCCAGUGCUUCACCCAGUGGAGCGUACACCCAUUCAGACCGUGGGCAGCCAUAUUCUCCAUGAGAAUGUUAUGGGGGACAGUGUCAAAGGCCUUACUGAAGUCCAGGUAGGACCACAUCGACACCCCGACCCUCAUCCACUAAGUGGGUCACGUUGUCAUAGAAUGAAGUCAGGUUUGUCAGACAGGAUCUACCAUUCACAAACCCAUGCUGACUGGGCCUGAUCCCCUGGCUGGCCUUUAAUUGGUCCAUGAUGGUUCCUGAGAUUAUUCGUUCCAUAACCUUCCUGAGCACCAAGGUGAGACUGAUAGGCCACCAGGAUCAUCUUUCCGGCCUUUUUUGAAGAUGGGCGUCACAUUUGCCAGUCUCCAGUCCGCUGGGACAUUUCUGGUUAGUCAGGACUGCUGAAAAAUGAUGGACAGUGGCUUGGCAAUCACAUCUGCCAACUCCCUCAGCACUCUAGGGUGCAAUCCAUCUGGUCCCAUGGACUUGUAAGCAUCCAGCUUCCGCAGCAGGUCCAAAACUAUCUCAUCAUGGAUCAUGAAGGACUUAUUCUGUUCCCCAUCCCUAUCUACCAGCACAGAUGGCUGUGUUCCCAGGGAGUAGCAAGUCUUACUAUUAAAGACUAAGGCAAAGAAGGCAUUAAGUACCUCAGACUUAUCCCUGUCCUUGGUGACCAGGUUGCCCUCAGCAUCCAACAACAGAUCACAGAAUCACAGAAUUGUAGGGGUUGGAAGGGACCUCCAGAGAUCAUCGAGUCCAACCCCCCUGCCAAAGCAGGUUCCCUACACCAGGUCGCACAGGUAGGCAUCCAGGCAAGACUUGAACAUCUCCAGAGAAGGAGGCUCCACGACCUCACUGGGCAGCCUGUUUCAGUGCUCCGUCACCUCACUGUAAAGAAGUUCUUGCACACAUUCAUGCAGAACUUCCUAUGCUGCAGCUUAUGUCCGUUUCCCCUUGUCCUGUCUCCACGUACCACUGAAAAGAGACUGGCCUCACCACUAUGGCCCCCACACCUCAGAUAUUUAUAAACCUGGAUUAGGUCCCCUCUCAGUCUUCUUUUCUCAAGGCUGAACAGACCCAGUUCACUCAGGCUUUCCUCAUAGGAGAGAUGCUCCAGGCCCUUCACCAUCUUUGUGGCCCUCCGCUGGACUCUUUCCAAGAGAUCCCUGUCUUUUUUGCACUGGGGAGCCCAGAACUGGACGCAGUACUCCAGAUGAGGCCUUACCAGGGCAGAGUAGAGGGGGAUGAUCACCUCCCUCGACCUGCUGGACACGCUCUUUUUAAUGCACCCCAGGAUGCCAUUGGCCCUCUUGGCCACAAGGGCACACUGCUGGCUCAUGGCCAACCUGUCGUCCACCAGGACACCCAGGUCCCUCUCUGCAGAGCUCCUCUCCAGCAGCUCAUCCCCCAACCUGUACUGGUGCAUGGCAUUAUUCCUCCCCAGAUGCAAGACUCUACACUUGCUUUUGUUAAGCCUCAUCUGGUUUCUUACUGCCCAGCUCUCCAGCCUAUCCAGGUCUCGCUGAAUGGCAACACAGCCUUCAGGCGUGUCAGCCAAUCCUCCCAACUUUAUAUCAUCAGCAAACUUGCUGAGGGUGGCCACUAUCCGCUCAUCAAGGUCCUUGAUGAAGAUGUUGAACAAGACCGGACCCAGCACAGACCCCUGGGGGACACCGCUGGUUACAGGUCUCCAGCCGCACUCUGCACCACCAACAAUGACCCUCUGUGCUCUGCCAGUCAGCCAGUUCUCAACCCACCUCACUGUCCACUCAUCUAUCCCACACUUCCUCAGCUUUGUUAUAAGGAUGUCGUGGGAGACAGUAUCAAAUGCCUUUCUAAAAUCAAGGUAGACUACAUCCACUGCUCUCCCCCUAUCCACCCAGCCAGAGACAACAUCAUAGAAGGCCACCAAGUUGGUCGAGCAUGACCUCCCCUUGGUGAACCCAUGCUGACUACUCCUGAUAACCUCCUUUUCUCCCAGUUGUCUGGAGAUGACAUCCAGCACAAGCUGUUCCAUCACCUUUCCAGGGACAGUGGUGAGGCUGACAGGCCUAUAAUUACCCAGGUCUUCCUUCUUACCCUUUUUGAAGACUGGAGUGACAUUCUAUCCUCCAGACUUCAGGGACCUCCCCCAUUAUCCAAGACCUCUCAAAGAUCAUAGAAUCAUAGAAUCACCAAGGUUGGAAAAGACCUAAAAGAUCACCCAGUCCAACCGUUCACCUAUUCCCAAUAGCUCCCACUAAACCAUGUCCCUCAACACAACAUCCAGUCUUUCCUUGAACACCCCCAGGGUCGGUGACUCCACCACCUCCCUGGGCAGUCCAUUCCAGUGCCUGACCACCCUUUCUGAAAAGUAAUACUUCCUAAUGUCCAGCCUGAAUCUCCCCUGCCGUAGCUUGAAACCAUUCCCCCUGGUCCUAUCACUAAUGACACGAGAGAAGAGGCCGACCCUCAGCUCACUACAACCUCCCUUCAGGAAGUUAUAGAGAGCAAUGAGGUCUCCCCUGAGCCUCCUCUUCUCCAGGCUGAACAUUCCCAGCUCCUUCAGCCUCUCCUCAUAUGGCCUGUGUUCCAGACCCCUCACCAGCUUUGUUGCCCUACUUUGAACACGUUCCAGGGCCUCAGUGUCUUUCUUGCAGUGAGGGGCCCAAAACUGGACACAGUACUCGAGGUGCGGCCUCACUAGGGCUAAAUAUAAGGGGACAAUCACUGCCCUGCUCCUGCUUGCAACGCUGUUUCUGAUGCAAGCCAAGAUGCCAUUGGCCUUCUUGGCCACCUGGGCACACUGUUGGCUCAUAUUCAGCCGAGCAUCAAUCAAUACCCCCAGGUCCAUUUCCUCUACGCAGUCCUCCAGCCACACCGCCCCAAGCCUGUAGCGUCGCCUGGGGUUGUUGUGGCCGAAGUGCAGGACCCGGCAUUUGGCCUUGUUGAAACUCAUCCCAUUGGCUUCAGCCCAGCUCUCCAGCCUAUCCAGAUCCCUCUGUAUCGCCUCGCUACCCCCAGGCAGAUCCACACUUCCAGCCAAUUUGGUGUCAUCUGCGAAUUUACUGAGGGUGCACUUGAUGCCCUCAUCCAGGUCAUCAAUAAAGAUAUUGAAGAGGACAGGCCCCAGCACUGACGCCUGGGGAACACCGCUCACGACCGGUCGCCAGCUGGAUUUGACUCCAUUCACCACCACUCUCUGAGCCCGGCCCUCCAGCCAGCUCCUUACCCAGCCAAGAGUGUACCCAUCCAAGCCUCGGGCUGCCAGCUUCUGCAGGAGAAUGCUGUGGGAGACAGUGUCAAAGGCUUUGCUGAAGUCUAGGUAGACCACAUCAACAGCCUUUCCUUCAUCCACCAGAUGGGUCACUAGAUCAUAGAAGGAGAUCAGGUUGGUCAAACAGGACCUGCUCUUCAUGAACCCAUGCUGGCUAGGCCUGAUCCCCCGGUCACCCUGCACAUGCCUCAUGAUCUCCCUCAAGACGAUCUGCUCCAUAACCUUCCCUGGCACCGAGGUCAGGCUGACAGGCCUGCAGUUCCCCGGAUCCUCCUUACGACCUUUCUUAUAAAUGGGAGUCACAUUGGCAAGCCUCCAGUCUUCUGGGACCUCACCAGUCAACAAGGAGCGCUGACAGAUGAUGGAAAGCGGCUCAGCUAUCACCUCCGCCAGUUCCUUCAGCACUCUCGGGUGGAUCUCAUCCGGCCCCAUAGACUUGUGGCAGUCCAGUUGGAGCAGUAGGUCUCUGUUUCUUUCAGAAUCACAGGAGGGUUAGUGUGGUCCCCAGCCAAGAUUACCAGGUGGAAAGAGGAGUAUCCUGAGGAUAACUGGUCUGACUUUUAAAUACAGACGUAAAGAAGGCAUUCAGAACCUCUGCCUUUUCCUUAUCCUCAGUGGUCACAUUCCCAGCCUCAUCCAGCAAAGAGUGGAUAUUCUCCUUUGUCCUCCUCUUACUGUUAAUGUAUUUAUAAAAGAGUUUCUUAUUCCUUUUCACCCUUUUCAAAUUCAAGCUGGGCUUUUGCCUUUCUGAUUUCACCUCUACACAUCCUAAUGACUUCCUUGUAUUCAUUCUGAGUGGCCCGUCCCUCUUUCCACAGGCAAUAGAUUCUCUUUUUCUCUGGGAGCCUCAAGAAUAGCUCCCUAUUCAUCCACGCCGGUCUUCUUCCCCGCUGGCUCAUUUUGCAGCUCAGGGGGACUGCCUGCUCCUGCGCCAUUAAGACUUCCUUCUUGAAAAGCAAUCUCUCGGACCCCUUUACUCGCUAAGACUGAAUGCCUGGGGACUCCCCCUAUUAGUCUCUUGAACAAUUCAGAGUCCGCCCUCCUGAAGUCCAAGGUAGCAGUUUUACUAUUCCCCCUCCAGGCUCCACCAUGAAUCGAGAAAUCUAUCAUUUCAUGGUCACUUUGCCCAAGACAGCCUCCAACCUCCACAUCUCCCACCAAACCUUCCCUGUUCGUGAACAGCAGGUCUAGUGGGGCAGUUCCUCUCGUGGGCUCUCUGACCAGCUGUAUCAGGAAGUUGUCCUCUACGCAUUCCAGAAACCUCCUAGACUGCUUCCUCUGUGCUGUGCUGUACUCCCAGCAUAUGUCAGGGAAGUUAAAGUCCCCCAAGAAGACAAGGGCUGGCGACUGUGCAGUUCGUGCCAGCUGCUUAUAGAAUACCUCAUCUGUCUCUUCAUCCUGGUUUGGAGGUCUAUAACAGAUGCCCACCAGGGUGCCUGUCUUGUCAGUCCUUCCUCUGAUCUUUACGGGAUUCAACGUUAUUAUCCUGUCACAAUCUCAGUAGCAUAAAAGCAUUCCCUAACGUAGAGAGCCACACCGCCACCCUGCCUUCCUUGCCUGUCCUUCCCGAAGAGUUUGUAGCCAUCCAUUGCAGCGCUCCAGUCAUGGGAGCAAUCCCACACAUUUCCAUUAUGGCAACUAGGUCGUAGUUUGCCUGCUACACAAUGGCUUCCAACUCUUCUUGCUUGUUGCCCAUGCUGCGUGCAUUAGUGUAGAUGCACCUCAGCUGAGCCCCUUGCCUCUCACCUAAUCCCACUACCACUUCCCCAGGCUGCUCUCUAGCAGGCCUGGCUUUAUCCCCCUUCCCCCUUCCUAUCUAGUGUAAAGCUCUCUCUACAAGUCCCGCCAGCUCCUGGGCAAGUAUCCAUCUCCCUUUUGGAGACAGGCAAUUCCCAUCAGCAGACCUCAGGCCAGGUGCCCAGUAGAUCGUCCUGCAAUCAAAGAAUCCAAAGUUUUUGCGCUUGCACCAGCCUCUCAGCCAUGCAUUUAUAAGAUGGCUUUUCCUGGUCAUCUCAGCGCUCGUCCCUGCCACCAAGGGAAUACUGGCAAACACUACUCGUAUGCCCGCUCCUUCAACUAACUUCCCCAGUCUCCUAAAAUCAUUUUUUAUAAUCCUCAGGCUUCUAUCAGCAAUCCCAUCACUGCUGGCCUGAACUAUCAAUAGAGGGUAAUAAUCAGAGGGGCAGAUAAGGCUGGCGAGUUUUCUAGAAAUAUCCCUGACCUGGGCCGCAGGAAGGCAGCACACCUCCCUACGGGUAGGGUCAGGCCGACAUAUUGGACCCUCUGUUCCUCUCAGAAGAGAGUUGCCUACAACUAUCACAUCCUUUCUUGGAGGAGGCAGUCUUCAAACAUGGAGCUGACCGCCUCACCUUAGGCCAGCUUGGCGACAGCGCUCCCACGUCAUCAUCACUCACCACUCCCUCUGGUUUCAGGGCUUCAUACCUGUUAAAGAGAGGGACCAGGGGAACCGAGGUAGGUCGGGAUGGGGGCUGCCUGCGACACCAGGCUGAGAUCAGCUGCCAUUCCUCCUCUCCUCUCAAGCUGUCUCUCCCUGUUUGACUAUGAUGAGAGAGAGGGUCCAUUACUCCCUCAGUCUGGGAAGUGCAAUCUCUGCGCCUUUCUUGCAGAGAGUCACUCCACCAGUCAAUCUCCCGCUCACACUCUCUGAUGGUCCUCAGUCUAUCUACCUCCUCCCUAAGCUCCACCACCAGGUUGAGCAGCUUGUCCAGCUUCUCACACUGCACACAAGUGGCAUCUUCCCAUCCUCCCCCAGCAGCAGCAGCAGGCUGAGGCACUCCCGGCAGCCAGAGACCUGAACUGCCACAUUAUUGAGCAGACCCUCUGGGUUGCCACAGUCUUUGCGUGGGAAGCACAUUUCCUGGUGUGUCGCAACUGGCAGGAGAAAAGAUACGACCAAGGGCUUGAUCAAGCAUUCUCAAACUUUAAUCAGAAGGCAGCGUUAUUUAUUACAGCGUAUAAUGAGGCUAAUACAUAUUGCAAAAGGCGAGCUCCUGAUAGGUCGGCGCACAGGUAGCUAAUAACAACCGCAGCUGCAUUCCCAUGGUCAGCACCCCCAGUUCUGCAUCCUGUUAUUCCUUCGUGUUGGUUCCUCAUAAUCCUGCUGUCCUUGAUGAUGAUAGGUUAGCAGGCUCGUGUUUAUGCCUAGUUAUUUCAGUCUCAUCAGCGGGGUUGUGUCAACAUGACCCUUUUCUGCAAGCCAGCUCUCAGCAAUGCUCUCCACACUGGUGAGGACCAUGUUUGAAGUGGUGGCAUCAGGGCCUGUCAGCAGGAGAGCCAGUCACCUGAGAAAAAGACAAGAGCACUCACCCGUGGUGACACAAGACACAGCCUCCACUGCCACUGCUGCCUUACUGAAUGGGCAGUGCAGGCAGCCCUCACACGCUGACUGCCUCCACCCUAGGUGGUCAGAGCAGCUUUCCACACCUUCUGUGUUGUGUUGUGUAUCCCUGGUCUCUUUUUAUCCAUACAACAAAUGGGUCAAGGUCAGUCUACAGAGAUAAAGAGCAGGCAGUGUCAGCUCUGCCCCUGGUGAGUCAGGAACCCACCCACAAGCUGCCAGCCCAGGCACAGCGCUGUUGCUGGCUCCAAAAAAGUCUAAAAAAGAGCUUUUUUGGUCACUUUUCUUCACUCCAGAUCCCUUGCCCACCGCAGUUUUACCUGCUUGAAGCUAGUCUCUGUAGCAAAAAUAUCUUUCCACAGGUCAGCAGCCCAAAUAAGUUUACUCCUUCUUUGCCAGUUAUUUUGUUCCCACUGCUGUAACCACCCCCAUAAGGCAUUUGCCACCAGCCAUGAGUCAGCGUAGAGAUAAAGCAUUGGCCACCUCUCCCUUUCAGCUCUCAGACUCUCUCUCAAUUUCACAAGCGCUCUCUCUCUCUCUCUCUCCGGGAUACUAUUGAAUAAGGCCCAAUAAGCAUUAGCCAGGCCCCAAAUCGUUUGUGCCUCCUCAGAUCUGCCCGAGCCACAACAUUCCUGCCUCAAAUAGCUGUUUAAGCUCUCAGGGUCUUUUAGGUGUUCUGGAGUGAAAUUCCACGUCACUGAAGAUUUCCAUCUGUCUAGAGUCUCACCCAGACCUCUCCACACUCCCUGCCAUUCAGUAUUCUCCAGUUUUGGGGAGAACAUCCUCAAAAUAUAAUAAAUACUAAUACAAGUGAAAUGAUGAGCAAUACAUUUAGGGAGAUUAACAGUGCAACUAGGUGAUCAUUCAAAAACUGCAUAAAGGAUUCAAAGGAGAGACUGGAAACCUGCUUAAAAAUCCCUAUUCCUGUAAAAUUAGCAGCUGUCUCUGGAAUUGUAUGCCACGUUGUAUGAACAUACCAGGUACAUAUUUCUGCCAGUGUUUUCAAUCCACUGUAUAUACCUAUAGCUGCACAGAGCAAAGUGGUGAACUGUAUGUUUUGAGCAUUAAAAAAGAAGAAACAGUGGCACGCAGUUCCUUGAAAGGCAGUUUUAGAAGAGAAAGCUUUUUUUUUUUUUCCUUUACAAAAGCAAGAUAGCAAGGCUCAAAGUUUACAGAUAUCCCAGAAUAUUGGCAGUCCUCCUGGACUUUCAAGGUCACCUUUUCAGAGAGCACCUGUGAAACAGAUAAACUCACCUAACAAAGCUCUCUAGGAGCACAGAGAGAUUCAUUCUCAACAGCUAAAAAGCAGCCUUUACAGAAUCACAGAAUCACCCGGGUUGGAAGGAACCUCAAGGGUCAUGUAGUUCCAACCCCCCUGCCUGGCAGGGCCACCAAACAUACACAUUUAGAUCAGGUUGCCCAGGACCCCGUCCAACCUGGCCUUGAACACAUCCAAGGACGGGGCAUCCACAACCUCCCUGGGCAGCCCAUUCCAGGGCCUAACCACUCUCCUAGUAAAGAACUUCCCCCUAACAUCCAACCUAAAUCUUCCCUCUUUCAACUUGGAUCCAUUUCCCCUAGUCCUGCUAUUGUCAGCCCUUUUGAAGAGUUUACUCCCCUCCUGGGUGUAGGUUCCCUUCAGGUAUUGAUAGGCUGCAAUGAGGUCACCCCGCAGCCUUCUCUUCUCCAGGCUGAACAAGCCCAACUCCCUCAGCCUGUCCUCAUAGGGGAGGUGCUCCAGCCCCCUGAUCAUCUUAGUCGCCCUCCUCUGGACCCUUUCCAAAAUCUCAAUGUCUUUCUUGUACUGAGGGCUCCACACCUGGACACAGUACUCCAGAUGGGGCCUCACAAGAGCCGAGUAGAGAGGGACAAUCACCUCCCUGUCCCUGCUGGCCACCCCUCUCCUGAUGGAGCCCAGGAUCCCAUUUGCCUUUCGAGCUGCCAGAGCGCACUGCUGGCUCAUGUUCAGUCUCUCGUCCAUCAGGACCCCCAGGUCCUUCUCUGCCGAGCUGCUCUCAAGGACCACUCCUCCCAGCCUGCACAGGUGCCUUGGGUUCUUCCGGCCCAGAUGCAAAAUCCUGCACUUUGCCGUGUUGAACCUCAUUAGGUUCACCCGAGCCCAGCUUUCCAGCCUGUCGAGGUCCCUCUGAAUGGCAUCCCUUCCUUCCACCGUAUCAACAGCACCACUCAGCUUGGUGUCAUCAGCAAACUUGCUGAGGGUGCACUCAAUUCCCUCAUCGAUGUAAUUAACAAAGAUGUUAAAGAGCACCGGUCCCAAGACAGACCCUUGGGGGACACCACUUGUUACCGGCCUCCACCUGGACAUAGAGCCAUUGACCACCACCCUCUGUCUGCGGCCUUUCAACCAAUUGCUUAUCCAUCAGGUCAUCCACCCAUUAAAUCCACUUCCCUCCAAUUUGGAGAUGAGGAUGUGGUGGGGGACCAUGUCAAAGGCCUUGCUCAGGUCCAGGUAAAUGACAUCGGUCGCCUUCCCUUCGUCCACCAAUGCCAUCACUCCAUCAUAGAAGGCCACAAGAUUAGUUAGGCAUGACCUUCCUUUGGUGAAGCCGUGCUGGCUGUCUCGGAUCACAUGCUCAUUCUUUAUGUGACCGAGCAUGUUGUCCAGGAGGAUCUGUUCCAUGAUCUUCCCAAGCACGGAGGUGAGACUCACCGGCCUGUAGUUCCCCGGGUCCUCCCUGCUCCCCUUCUUGUAUAUGGGAGUGACGUGACCCUUCCUCCAGUCGUCCGGGACCUCACCUGACAGCCACAACUUCUCAAAUAUGAUGGAGAGCGGCUCGGCAACCACCUCAGCCAGCUCCUUCAGGACCCUGGGAUGCACGCCAUCCGGCCCCAUAGACUUGUAUUCAUUCAGUCUAAGGAGGCACUCUCGGACUUGCUCUGCCCUUACAGUGGGGAGGGAUUUACCUCCUUGGUCCCCACAUAGAGGUUUGGGGAUGCAGGGCUCAGGGACGUGAAAAAGACUAGAAUCCUGGCCACCAGUGAAGACCAAGGUGAAGAACUCAUUCAGCACCUCAGCUUUCUCUUCAUCUGUUGAAGCCAGUUCUCCUUUUAAAUUAACCAAAGUAGGUACGCCCGUUUUGGCCUGUCUCUUCUGGGCAAUGUACCUGUAGAAGGUUUUCUUAUUGUUUUUCACGUCCCUUGCCAAGUUCAGUUCUGCCAGCGCCUUGGCUUCCCUGAUCCCACGUCUGCAAGUCCAGACAGCAUCCCUGUACUCUUCCCAGGUGACACAGCCUUGUUUCCAGAGCUUGUACACCCCUUUCUUCACCCUCAGUUCUCUCAGUAGGUCCUUGCUGAGCCAUGCCGGUUUCUUACCUUGCCUGCCCACUUUCUUAUUCAGAGGAAUGGAGACCUCUUGUGCUUCCAGGAGGGCAUCUUUGAAGAGCUGCCAGCUCUCCUCAACAUCCAUGUCUUUGAGGGCAGCGCGCCAGGGGAUCUUGGCCAGCAAUCCAUUGAGUAGCUUGAAGUCUGCUCUUCUGAAGUUCAGUGUCCUGGUCCUGCUCUUUGCCAGGCCCACAUUGCUUGAGAUCACAAACUCAACCAGGGCGUGGUCGCUGGAGCCCAGGCAGCCUCCAACCUUGACGCCUUUGAUGAUCUCCUCAGUGUUGGUGAGCAGCAGGUCCAGCAACGACCUUUACCCGCAUUCUCCACCGAGAAUGUCAGCGGUUUACAGGCAGGGAUCUGUGACCAGCAGGGCGGAGGGAUCUGCAGAUCCACGCCUCUGGAAAAGGGAAACAGGGGACCCCAAAAUAAUUAAAAACAGCGGCUCCGAUCUGAGGUGAAACAAUCUAAUUUACUAAAGAUGGUAUUGGAAUGCAAGAUAACACACCAUAAUAUGAUAUAAUCAGAAUUGAAGCUAAUAAAUCAAAAUCUAAUGAGAGAGAACGUCCAAAAGGUGGACAGGCCUCACCACAACGCUGAGGUGAGAUGCACAGUCCAGUUGAGCAGCAGGGAGAUGGGAGGAGAGCUGAUGAAGAAGAGCCAGUGAAGAAGCGCACAUCAGAUGACCUUGCCAGGAGCUGUAUCUCCUCUGUGACCGCAAAGCCCCCUGGGGAAUGUCUUCUGAACAGGUACCUGGAACUUGAGCAUUAUCAGUUAAACUCUCAGUGCCCCACAUGAUGUUAUGAUGUGGAAUACUGAUAACCAAAAAUCACAAAACCAUGACACUUAUCUGAUUAGGAAAAGUUGCUAAUGCUUAAGUAGAUACACGCUGUUAGAAAUACCCAAAUAAUUUUUGUCAGGAUGGUAUCUCUGAUAAGAGCAGAUUUUAUUCACGAUUGCAAUGGCGGGCGUCCCGCAAGCAGGAGCGCCCCUAAGGACUCAGUGACAGCUUUCUGUACCUUGUUUCCCUCUUUCCCAUCCCUCUCCCGUUUCGCCAUAAGCUGGGUACUCCAGGUUCAAAUCUUAUCAAAGUUUACAUUUGUUAAUUGGUGUUACCUGAUGUCAGUCAGUAGCCAUCCUGUUGUUUUCAAGAUGUCUCAGUGUUCUUGUUGUAUUGAUACAGUGAUUUUCUUCAAAGUCCUCGUUGAGCAAAUAGCAUGGGGGGUGGACAGGGAUGAUGCCAGGCCUUCUGAUGUCUCUUCCAGCGCUUCCUUGGCCAUGCCAUGACUUGUUCUCUGGUUUGAUCAAUCUCAUGCAAUAUAUUCUCACAGUGAGUAUGAUAAAAUAUACAUGUAUACAUUAUACUCUUAUUUACUGAGCAUGCAUUUCUAGGGAAGGUUUAUCCAGAGGAUAAGUGAUGCAAACCAUCAGGAGACCCCCCAAGUAAAGUGGAAUCAUAGAAUCACAAGGUUGGAAACGACCUAUAAGAUCAUCCAGUCCAACCGUCUCCUCAUCACCAUUGCCACCACUAGCACUAAACCAUAUCACACAGCACGUUGUCCAGACGCCUCUUGAACACUGCCAGGGACGGCAACUCAACCACCUCCCUGGGCAGCCAUUCCAUUGCCUGACCAUUCUCUGAGGGAAGAAGUUCUUGCUUAUGUUCAACCUAAACCUCCUCUGGUACAACUUGCGGCCAUUACCCCAUGUCCUGCUCAUUGCCUGGGAGAAGAGGCCAAGUCCCUCUUCAUCACAGCCUCCCUUCAGGAAGUUGUAGAGUGCAAUGAGGUCUCCCCUGAGCCUCCUCUUCUCCAGACUGAACAAUCCCAGCUCCCUCAGCCGCUCCUCAUAAGACUUGUGCUCCAGACCCCUCACCAGUUUCGUUGCCCUUCUCUGGACACGCUCCAGGGCCUCAAUGUCUUUCUCGUAGUGAGGGGCCCAAAACUGAACACAGUACUCGAGGUGCGGCCUCACCAGUGCUGAGUACAGGGGGAUGAUCACCUCCCUGCUCCUGCUGGCCACACUGUUUCUAAUGCAGGAAAGACUCUCACAAAGAACUAUGGCAGGAGAGACCAUGAAAUAAAAAAAAUAUUAUCCAAUUCUAAUGCAGAAACAACAUUUGAUUCCUACAAAGCUGAUUCUGAAAUGUUAAAACUAACCGUAAUACUUCAAGAUUUACUUGUUGCUCCUUCAUUAUUGAACUCCCUAUAGUUCCCAACUGCUCUCCAUCUGUCCUGCAGAACGUUGCGGGCACAUGCCAAACAAUCUCUCCGAAGUUCAGUUGGGCGGUGCUGCUGGCCCAGGCUUGCUCAGCUUCUGGUUGAUUUCAUAAAAUCAUAGGAUUGCUUAGGUUGGAAAAGACCUUAAAGAUCAUCAAGUCCAACCACAACUUAACCAUAUUACCCUAACUCUAACCACCCUCUGCUAAAUCAUGUCCCUGAGCACCACAUCCAAAGCACACACCCAGGAAUGGUGUCUCAACCACCCCCUGGGGAGCCUAUUCCAGUGCUUAACAGCCCUUUCUGUAAAGAAGCGUUUCCUGAUAUCCAACCUAAACUUACCCUGGAGCAACUUAAGGCCAUUUCCCCUCAUCCUGUCACCAGUGAUAAGGGAGCAACCUGACUCACUGUGAGCACCUUUCAGAUACUGGAAGAGAGCAAUAAGGUCUCCCCUCAGCCACCUCUUCCCCCGACUAAACAGCUCCAGUCCCUUCAGUCUCUCCUCGUAGGACAUAUUCUCCAAGCCCUUCACAAACCCUGUUGCCCUUCUUUGGGCCUGCUCCAGCACCACAAUGUCUCUCCCUGCACAGCUUCACUACAUACUUGUAAUCAUCAUAAGUAGCUUGCCCACUCUUCCAGAGACCAUAAACUUCCCUUUUGUUCUUGAGUUCCAGCCAAAGAUCUGCCCCACAUUGGGCAGCGUUUGCAACAUCUGAUGCAUGGACUCAGAUGUGAACGAUCCAAGUCCUUUAUUACAAGUGCUCACAUCACUUAUAGAUCUUCACAACUUUUUUUUUUUUUUUUUUUUUUUUUUAAAAGCUUUCCCACCCACCCUUACAACUGUCCAUCUUACCGGUUUCACUCCCAGCUUCAGCUGGAGAUUCAUUGUUGGUGGUUUGGUUUAUUUCGACCGUCCAGGUGUCUUUGAUCCCUGACCCAGGUAUCACUGCAUUUUUCACCUUUCUGUCAUUGUCUAGUCAGGAGGGAUGACUUCUGUAAAUAACAACUUGAGUCUUCACAGUGUCAUUUUCUGGAACAUACACUGUGAAUUUGUCUUUUACUGUUGCUGACAACAUCUCCCCCUCUCCAUGCUCAAGAAAGCAUACUACAACUCGAGAGGACCCUAACCGCGUACACCCCUGUAUAACCAAGAUGUUAUAAUCACAAUACAAUUGUGUAUAAUCAAUAGAUAUCAAGAUGUUAUAAUUGCAAUAUAAUCAAAAGAGUAAGGCAAAGCAAACAAGGAUCACAAAAGAGAAUAAGUAGAAGAGCUUACCCUUGGGUUGAGCUCACUAGAAGAUACCAAAGAAGAGGAUCUCCAGAAGAGAUCCUUCCCCUCUGGUAGCCAGCUCUUAAAUAGGUCCAGGAGGGGUGGAGCCUGGCUCCACCCCUUCCGGCAGCACAGGUGAAUUGCCUUCACCUGUGCUCCUCUGGCUGACUCAUGGCUCACCUCAGGUGAUCAAUCAGAGGUUCAGGCCGUGACUCAGCAGUUCCCAUACACUCCCGAAAUCCUCGCAUUGCGCCUAUACAUGCUAUUGUCCUCUCGGUUAAGCCUUGCCCCGUUACAACCCGAUUCGCAAAAUAUCCUAUCCUAAUAACCCUAUAACCUAUAUAACCCUACAUAACCUUAUAACCUAUAUAACCUUAUAUAACCCUAUAUAACCUUAUAACUUAUUAACUUAAUGACAACCUAUUAUCUUAACAAUCCUAAAAUCUUAAUAUCUUAUAUAAGUUCUACCUUAACGUUACAACCGUCUAUUAGCCUUAAGAUAAAUCUUACAAGAAACGAUGCAGUGUAUCCCUAUUUAAUGCUAAAUCAAGCUGGGACACUUGCUUUAGCAAGCGCCAUGUCUUUAUAUAUAAUAUAACUAUAAGAAUCAAGCAUAAUACUAUCAAACCUAAUAUAACAACUACCGGAUAUAGUAUAGAGUUAAAUAUUCCCGUUGCUGUAGGAGACCAACCGAAAAGAACCUCCCACCAGUGAUGUUCUCCAGCCUUCAUUACUCUCUCCAAGAUGCGAUGUAUCUUUUUCACGUCAUGAUGAACAGUAAUCAAGGUCUUUUGUCCAUUGUCUUUGAUGCGUUCUAAUAGUCGAUGCAGAUCAUCAUGUUGUAGAAGCUCCUUUACCAAAGCGAGAUUCAUUCCAAUCAGCGCUGGACGCAAAUCUUUGAUCAGGGUGUAAUUGAACUGCAAAAGCUGAUAUGAAGUAACAGGAACUGUAUAGUUAAAAUCACAUCCUAAAAUAUUCAUAAAAUUGCAAACACAAAGAUUUGAGUGAUUGGCAGUAUCAACAAUCAUAUCCCCUAUUUGUAUGGAGUCGCAAUGAGUUCUGAUGCAAGCACAUCCUUUUCCAAUAUAUACAAGCAUUGAUUCGAACAUCCUACCAGGCUGGACCUCAAAGUGGCAGAUAUUUUGUUCAGUGUCAAAACAGAUAUCUUGGGUCUCAAAUGUAUUACUUUCACAAAUAAAUCCUUGUUGUUCUCGCAUGGCACAUGAACUAACGUCCACAGUUUGCCAUUUCUCAUUCUUUUGAAGAGCCCAUAUCCGAUGUUCAAUUGGAUACAGAGUAGUCUCACCAUGAUUUAAUCCUAGAGAUAUGAUUGGAUAUAUCGUGUAUACUGAAGCAUUACUUAUCAUCAAAACAAAAGCCACGGCAUAAUUGGUGACAGGGUCAUAAGUGAAGUUAACUAAAUGCCACCAUGAUUGAAGUUUUCUUUCAAACCUAUUUGCAUUGUCCCAAAUUACUUUUCUAAUUUCAGUGGGUAUAGUGCUAUCCUCACCUUCUCUCACGAUUGUCGCUGCUAUAAAUUGCAUCCACAUCUGGGCCUCAAUGCAACUGAGGGCUAAAGAAGUGUUACCUUGGACUGCUGAAAGCGCAUCCAUAAUCAGCUGAUGAUCUUUCCUAUGCUAUCUUUCUUUAUGAUGAUCUUUCCUAUGAUGAUCUUUCCUCAACAUCUUUCCUGUAGUGAGGAGCCCAAAACUGAACGCAGCACUCGAGGUGCGGCCUCACCAGUGCUGAGUAGAGGGGGAUGAUCACCUCCCUGCUCCUGCUGGCCACACUAUUUCUAAUGCAGGCCAGGAUGCCGUUGGCCCUCUUGGCCACCUGGGCACACUGUCGGCUCGUGUUCAGCCGAGCAUCAACCAACACCCCCAGGUCCUUCUCUUCUUCACACUCAUCCCCAAGCCUGUAACGCUGCAUGGGGUUGUUAUGGCCAAAAUGGAGGACCCGACACUUGGCCUUGUUGAACCUCAUCCCAUUCACCUCAGCCCAGCGGUUCAGCCUGUCUAAAUCCCUCUGAAGGGCCUCCCUAUCCUCAGGCAGAUCAACACCACCUCCCAGCUUGGUAUCAUCUGCAAACUUGCUGAGGGUACACUCAAUCCCCUCAUCCAGGUCAUCAGUAAAGAUAUUAAACAAGGUCGGCCCCAGUACCGACCCCUGGGGGACACCACUUGAAACGGGUCACCAGCUGGACUUCACUCCAUUCACCACGACCCGCUGGGCACGGCCCUCUAACCAGUUCCUUACCCAAAGAAGCGUAUAUCUGUUCAGACCAUGGGCAGCCAGUUUCCCCAGAAGAAGCCUGUGAGGGACCGUGUCAAAGUCUUUGCUGAAGUCUAGGAAGACUACAUCAACAGCCCUUCCCUUAUCUAUCAGACUAGUCACCCAGUCGUAGAAAGAGAUGAGGGUGGUCAAGCACGACCUGCCUUUCACAAACCCGUGCUGGCUAGGUCUGAUCCCCUGGACACUGCUGUAUAAUCAAAUCAAUAGAUAUCAAGGUGUUAUAAUCACAAUAUAAUCAAGAGAGUUAAGCAAAGUAGACAAUGAUAACAAAAGAGAAUAAGUGGAAGAGCUUACCCUUCGGCUGAGCUCACCAGAAGACACCAAAAGAGGGGAUCUCUUCAGGGAGGCAGCAUUCUCCUGCCACACUCCAUCCCUUCAAACUCCACCCUCGUCACCCAUCAAGAUCACUUUUGAGCCUUGAACUACCUGAACCUCAGCAGUGCUCAUUUUGUCCCCUUCCCCCUUCUUACCUAGUUUAAAGAUCUUUCAAUGAGGCCUGCCAGCUCCUGGGCUAGGAUCCUUUUACCCCUUGUAGACAGUUGAGCUCCAUCUGCAGCCGUCAUGCCAGGAGCCGAGUAAAUUGCCCCAUGAUCAAAAAAAACCAAAGUUCUUCUGCCUGCACCAUCCUCUAAGCCAUUUAUUGAUGAGGAGGGCCUUUUUGAUCCUCUCAGAGUCCUUCCCCGCCACUGAAGGGAUAGAAGAGAAGAUCACUUGCAUUCCCGCACCAUCCAGUACCCUCCCCAGACCCUUGAAGUUAUUUUUGAUUGCCCUUAGGCUUCUCUUGGCAGUAUCAUCACUGCCAACCUGAACUACCAAUAAGGGGUAGUAGUCAGACGGGUGAAUAAGCCCAGGCAGCUUUCUAGAGAUGUCCCUGACCCGUGCCCCAGGAAGGCAGCACACUUCCCUCCGGGUGGGGUCAGGACGACAUAUCGGGCCCUCAGUUCCUUUUAGAAGAGAGUCUCCUACAACUAUCACCCUCCUUUCUUUACCAGAAGAGGCGGUCUUCAAGCGUGGAGCCGACCGCCUCUCCUUAGCAAAGCUCAGAGGCUGUUCCACCACCUUGUUCUCAGCCUCCUCACCCUCCAGUUCCAGGGUUUCAAACCUAUUACUUAGGGGCACCUGAGGAACCGAGGUAGGUCGGGGAGGGCGCCGCCUGCGUCGCUGAGGUGGGACAUGCUGCCAUUCCUCUUCUCCUCCCAAGUCAGCUCUCUCGUUUUUACUACAGAAGGCAGAGAGUCCACUACAGGCUGGGGGUUGCAAUCUCUGCUUGUUUCUUGCAGAGAGUUACACCACCAGUCUAUCUCCCUCUCGCAGUCCCUAAUGGAUCUUAACCGCUCCACCUCCUCCCUAAGCUCUACCACAAGGCUGAGCAGCUCAUCCAACUGUUCGCACCUCACGCAGGUGGCAUCCCUCCCAUCGUCCCCCGGCAGCAGCAGACUCAGGCACUCCCUGCAGCCAGAGACUUGGACCGCUGCAGAUCUGGGCAGUCCCUCUGUCUGGGUCGCCACAGACUUUUUGGAGCAUGCCCGACGUCUGGUAGAGACCAUGUUUGAACUUACAGUCACUGGGUCAGCGAGUGGGAGAGUGGUCACCUGUCUUGAAGCUGGUCUCCUUGCAGGGGAGUGCAGACAGGGGUACCUUACAAAAGCACCACGUUAAGACAGCCUGGGAGAGAGCUGUACUACCUCCUCCGCUGUGUCUCAGGUCCUCUCGAGGGCUUUUUGUAGCGGCGAUCAAGGGCCGCUUCCGGUUUGCGUCCGUUUAAAUCUCCCGCCGCUGCCUAGGCAACGCCCGCGCUGCGUCAGCUGCUCUCGCGAGACUAGCCCGACUGAGAGCGGUUUCCGUGCAGUUGCCGCGGGAAUCCUCGAUGAGGAAAGCGAUUAAAUCCCCCCGUACCUCGCUAAAAGUCGCGGCGGUUCUGCCAGAGACAGCUCCAAGCCGCGGACCUCGGCGAUCAAGCAUAGAUACAUUUGGUAUACUUACUUGGUAUAGAUACAUUUCAGACUAGUUGUCUGCCUCAUCCCCUGCUCGAGCAUCUUUCCCCUAGGCUCAUCUCUUGAGAGGUCUGUUUUGUCCCCUUCCCCCUUCAUAGCUAGUUUAAAGCUCUUUCAAUAAGCCCUGCUAGUUCCUGUGCCAGUAUUCACUGCCCCCUUCGAGAUAGGUGGGUUCCACAGGCAGACAGCAGGCCAGGGGCUGAGUAAACUGCCCCAUGAUCAAAGAACCCAAAGUUUCUGGCUCGACACCAGCCUCCUAGCCAAUUAUUCAUCGCUUGUGCCUUUCUAUCCCGCUCAGAAUCCCUCAUUGGCCCUGAAGGUAUAGAGCAGAAGAUCACUUGAGCUCCCGCUCCGUGGAUUAAACGCCCUAAAUCUCUGAAAUCUUUUUUCAUCGUGCGUAGGCUUGUCUGAGUGAUUUCAUCACUGCCCACCUGAACUACGAGUAGCGGGAAAUAGUCAGUUGGCCUGACCAGCUUUGGGAAUUGCCUGGUUACAUCCCUGAUCCGAGCUCCAGGAAGGCAGCACACUUCCCGACAGACCGGGUCAGGUCUGCAUACGGGGCCCUCCGUUCCUCUGAGGAGGGAGUCACCCACCACGACCACCUUUCUGUUUUUACUAUUAGAGGCAGUCUCAAGGCGUGGGGGUGACCUCCUUGCCCUGGGCUCUCUCCUAGGCUGAUCCUGCAGCGCCUCUCCAGUCACUUCCUCUUCAACUUCCAGCAUUUGGAACCUGUUACUUAGAGGGAGUUGUGGAGGCGGGCUGGGCAGGCGGGGGUGUCUCCUGUGACACCAAGUUGGGACUCUUUUCCAGCCUUCUUCACCAGUGAGGUCUGACUAUGAGAGGGCAGGGGGACCACCACCUGUCUGGGGUUUUUCUCCCAGAGCCCUUCCCUCUGGUAAGCCAGUGAGUUGCUCCACCAGUGAUGGUCCUUAGCCUCUGCACCUCAUCCUUGAGCUCCACCACCAGGUGGAGCAGCUCGUCUACCUGCUCACACCUCGCACAGGUGAAGUCCCUGCCACACUCCCCAGGCAGAAGUAGGCUCAGGCACUCCCUGCAGCCAGAGGCCUGAACAGCAACAUUUCUUACCAAGGUUUCAGUCUGAGUUGCAACUGUCUUCUUGGAAUGAGCCCGCUGUCUGGUGCAGACCAUGUUUCAGCCUGUGGUCUCAGAGGCUGUCAAGGAAAUCUGAUCUCCUAAGCAAGAAGGAACCUCCCCUUUCCCAAUGAACAGGGAUGACGGUUUCUCCCCUGAUGUGAUAGCUCCCAGGAGCUAUUUAAAGCUUGUUAUCAGGUGUGAGGGCGUGGGCAGGUGUUUAAACCAUGCCGCAAAUGUGCCAGCUCCAUCCCUGGUGACUCAGGAGCCCGCCCACAAGCUGCCAGCUCCCAGCUCAAGCCCAGGGCAGACGCUAGCCUCAAAAAAACUCCUAAAAAAGCCUUUAAAAAGCCUUUAAAAGAGCUUUUUCGCUGGCCGUUUCUUACUCCGAUCCCUUGUCCGCACAGACCUACCUGCUUAGAAGCAAGUCUCCGCAGCAAAAUGUCCAUAUUCUUCUAUGGGCCAGUGCUCAAUGAUGUGACUGGAGGCAUGAGGUCCUGAGGUGCAGGUCCGUUCUAUGUUCCAUCAGUCCCAUGCAGACCAUCACCGGGUGUUGUACGUGAUCUGACAGCAACACUGGAACGCUUGAUGGCAUUUUGUUCCUUCCGGUGGUCCUGAAGGCUCACAGACUCACGGGGAGUAAUACAGAUGUUUUACAGGUACGAGGAGGGGAAGGUCUGCUCUCCAGGGCAAGAUACAGGCCGUAUUUCUAUCUUGGGUCAACACUUCCCCUUGUACUGGGGCACGUCCUGGCCGCCUGUACCACACCUUUUGGCCAGAUAUCUGCGACUGCAUAACGAUAUCAGGCACCAAAGGAGGUGUCCUGAUCUGCCAGAGGGACACAAUGGGGGUCCCUUUAGCAAUAAAGAUCAGAGUGUUGACCACAAUAUCAGUAGGCCAUGUACCUAUUACUGGAGGGAUUACUGAGCCUCCCACCUCCAAUUGUCUCCCCCAAGGUGCAAGUAGGCCACACCACUUGGGUCCUACCUGCACCUUCCAGGGCCAUUUUAUUUUAUGGGUACCCAGCUCUAAAUUCUCAGGGGCAGGGAGCAGAAGAUUAUUUUCAUUACCAAUCUGGGGUCUUACCUGAUGAUCAGUGCCCGUAAUUUAGAUCCUAAGCGGGGUGGCCCAUGUCAUCUGUAACAUUCUCAGGGCACUGGGUCUGCUGUCCCAAGGUCUUUCAUUCAGGUCCCACAGGGUUUCAUACAGUCUUUUCGUCCACCCCUGCAAGGACUGGGAGUCUGUCUUCAGGGCAGCCUUAAGAAUACCAUUAUAACGUUCGAUGAGGCCUGCCCCUGUUGGAUUAUACGGCAGGUGGAAUCGCCAUUCGAUGUUAUUUUCUUCUGCCGGGCUCACCAAGCGUAUAAUCAAUGGAUAUCAAGAUGUUACAAUUGUAUAAUCAAUGGAUAUCAAGAUGUUACAAUAUAAUCAAGAGAGUUAGGCAAAGUGGACAAUGAUAACAAAAGAGAACAAAAUGGGAGGCUUACCCUUAUGCUGAGCUCACCACAAAACACCAAUAGAGGGGAUCUCCAGAAGAGAUCCUUCCCCACUGGUAGCCAGCUCUUAAAUUGGUCUAGGAGGGGUGCAGCCUGGCUCCACCCCUUCCGGCAGCACAGGUGAAUUGCCUUCAGCUGUGCUCCUCUGGCUGACUCAUGGCUCGCCUCAGGUGAUCAAUCAGAGGUUCAGGCCAUGACUCAGUAGUUCCCAUACAUUCUGUAACACAGGGAAAGAAAUGGGGAACUGACAUGAGAGACAUGAACUGUUGUAGAAUACAUCCAGAGUGUAACCCAUAUGUAUGCGAGUUGUGCUCCUUGUUGUUACGGAGCCUCCAUACUUGGAACAUUCAGAAGCUGUCUGGACAUGGUCCUGGACAACUGGCCCUGCUUUACCAGGGCUGUUAAGUGGGAUGACCUCUAGAGAACCCUUCCAACCUCAACCAUUCUGUGGUUCAAUGUAUGAAAGUGACAGGAACUUUUGAAUGAUGUACAAGGCAAACUGUAUGCAAGGUUGUUCUGUCUGGAGAAGAGAAGGCUCUGGGGACACCUCAUUACAACCUUUCAAUGUCUGAAGUGGGCUUUUAGGACAGACAGAGAGAUCCCAGUUGUAAUAAGUAGGAGUGCAGCUGCUGUAUGUGCUGCCUCACCUGUAGCAGGAGAGUGGGAGGAUGACGUAGUGCUAUUAGUUAUGACAGUGGUCUUUAUCCUUCUGUGAAUGCUUUGCUUGUUUCAAAAGGAAAGAAUGUGCUUACAUACCCAGCUGAACAUCUCACACAUGCUGCUGUGCUGACAGUCGUGGUGGUUCCCAGCCAGAAGGGAAUGAGCUGAUGAGCCUCCAGAGUGGUCUGUGUGUCCUUGGAGAAGGUCGGUCAGACCAGGGGGUGGCUGUGAGCAAGAAGUCCCGCUGGAGCACGCGGCCCUGUGCAGCCAAGGCUUCAAGGCAGCCUGCAGCAGAGCUGUGGGAAAGAGGCAUCUCUACUGAGGCUCUCUGGUAUGAAAGCUACCAAGAAAAAAUAAUAGAAUCAUUUGAGUUGAACCUUAAAGGCCAUCUAGUCCAACUCUCCUGCAAUGAACUGGAACACCUACAGAUAGAUAAGGUUGCUCAGAGACCUGCCCAGCCUGACCUUCAAUGUCUCUAGGGGUAAGGAUUGAACCACCUCUCUGAGCAGCCUGUUCCAGUGCCACACCACUCUGAUGGUAAAAAGCUUAUAUCCAAUCUAAAUCUUCCCUCCUGUAGUUUGAAACCAUUUCCCUUUGUCCUGUCGCAACAGACCCUGCUGAAGAGUCCAUCUGCUUCUUUAUUAUACCUCCCUUUAGUUACUGAAAGGCUGCUCUCAGGUCUCCCAAGAGCCUUCUCCAGGCUGAACAGCCCCAGCUCUCAACCUGUCCUCAUCGGAGAGGCGUUUCAUCCCUUGGAUCAUUUCUGUGGCUCUCCUCUGGACACACUCCAACAGGUCCAUGUCUCUCCUGUACUGAAGGCUCCACAUCUGGAUGCAGUACUCUGGGUGAGGCCUCACCAGCACAGAGGGGUAGGGUCACCUCCCUCACCCUGCUAGCCACACUUCUUUUGAUGUGGCCCAGGAUACAGCGCGCUUUCUGCACUGUGAGGGCUGCAAUUUGUGCUUGGUCUGAGCUGUCUAAUAAUCAGAUAAGGUUAACCCAAGGGGAAAACAAGGAGACGUGGGGUGUGUGGAGCCAGGCUGCCUGCAGCAGUGUCCCUGCCUGUAGCACUGUGUAAAGCUGAUGUUUCAUCAAUGGUGGUAUCAGAAAAAACACAAGUAUGGCUGUAGCAAAGCUGGGACAGAUGGGGAGUGUAUAAUCAAUGGACAUUAAGAUGUUACAAUCACAAAAAAGAACAAGAGAGUUAGGCAAAGUAGACUAAGAUAACAAGAGAAUAAAUGGAGAGCUUACCUGUAUGCUAGGCUCACCUAUAGAAAGCACCAGAAGGAGGGAUCUCCAGAUGAGAUCCUUCCCCACUGGUAGCCAGCUCUUAAAUAGGUCUAGGAGGGGUGCAGCCAGGCUCCAUCCCUUCUGGCAGCUCAGCUGAAUUGCUUUCACCAGUGCUCCUCUGGCUGACUCAUGGCUCGCCUCAGGUGAUCCAUCAGAGGUUCAGGCCGCGACUCAGCAGUUCCCAUACAGGGAGGAGGUUGGGUGCAGGUUGUUUGAGUGUGGGAGCAGCAAUGUGAGAGCGGCAAAAAGAAGGACCUGAAUGCUGAAGAAUGAAGGAUGAGAUCUAAGACCCACCAGAGACGAGCAGAGGACAGGUCUGCCAGCAGCAGGAGUGCCAGCACCUACAGCUGGUGGUAGUGCUGACCUAUGCACAAGCACAGGGUCACUGGAGGACAUCUGGAGCCACUGACAAGGCUCCCCAUUGAGUUGGGGUGGGGGAAUAUGCCUGCCUCUCAGCAUGAACACAACUGCAGCUUGGUGUAGUGGUGCACCCCCAGACCACUGCGAUCUCAGCAAAGGCCACCACUGUGCUUUCACCUUUGUUCAAGUGCAGAGUUGGGCUCCUGAUCAUUGUCUGAUCUGAGAGGUGUAAGAACUGUACAGCAGCAGGCUGUGGUCCUCGACCUUCCCCUGAGCUGGGACACCGCUCUGAGUACACUUCUUAUGACUUGCUGCUGACUGACAUCAAUGAAGAGGAGCCCUUUUGAGACAGAUGGCCUCAUCUGCUGAGAGCUGAUGAAUGAGGAGCAGGUAAUUCACCAGGAGAAAGGUCCUCGUGUGCACAACUGACUUUAGAACUGGAUGCCCUUCAAGUCAACCUCACCAUUCUCAAAUCUUCAACUAGACAUCUGUAUUUGAUUGUAGCAUGUGCUAUUGAAUCUUUGUGUCAAGUUGGCUAAUAAUUAAAUGCUGAUUAAGUGCUACUAAUAAUCAAAUAAUCUUGUGAUUUAUCUUAAAGGUAUUAUCAGUUCAUAAAUUGCUGCUAAAUCAGAGUUCUGUAAAAAUCUACUCCCAGCAGUUGCUGCUGGAGGUGUGUGUGAUUGCAUGGAUCCAAGAUCUGCUCGUAACUUCCUGUGCGUAGUGCUCUGUGUAAUUAUGUCGCCGAGUCACUGGUGUGUUACUUAAGAUUAUUGAUUACUUUUCUGUUUUCCCACUUUCCUUGUAGUGCAUUCAUCAGCCAAUAAACAGUUGUGUUCAUCA